Messenger RNA from Cladocopium goreaui, 1224 nucleotides. The record is from the annotation of a GenBank genome assembly. NCBI's taxonomy places the organism in Eukaryota, Dinophyceae, Suessiales, Symbiodiniaceae.
AUGGCCAUGAAUGCUUCCAGCGCCAUGAGCAACUCGGCCACCCGCUCGGAGAUGUUUCUGUCGGCGCCUGUACCACAGGUCUACCCACUGCACGCAAUGCCAGCGAAGAUCAAGUUUGUGAAUCCCGCAAGCAUCCUGAUCUAUGGGCUCUACCGACCGGUGCCUGCCGCCGUUCCUGCCAACCUCUUUGGUUUGGUGGCAUCCAUCUACUACCUGGGUACCUGUUGGUACAGUGCUUGGCGCUUGGACGCCUUGAAAUCAGGUGCCUGGAGCCGCUCUGCAGCGCUGGCAACCAUUGUCACGCUGUCCAUCUCCAUGUGCAUGCUGUCCUACGCCGCGCUGCAGCUACAUCCUGAAGCCGCCGUGCCUGGGCGGUGGAACAUGGGGAACAUGUGGGCCAUCUCGCGCGUCUCGACCAAUGUGCCAACCAAUGGGCUCUUCUUCAGCGUGUGCCUCUUCGCCGCACCGUUGAGUUCCCUGCGCAGCGUCCUCCGGGACAGGAGCUCCGAACUGCUGCCGAUGCUGCCCAGCCUGCUGGGGCUGAAUUUCAAUGGCUUCCUCCUGUCCUGCGUCCAACUGCCACCUGGAUGGGAUCAAGGGAUUCUCAUCGGCAUCUUUCCGGCCAAAAAGCUCAAGACCUUGCCUGGAGAGACCUCCCCGUGGCGACCCUUGGACGCGCAACAGCGACGCAGCCAUCGGUUUUUGGAGUUGCACAGCUGGAGUGCAGAGCUGCAGCUCAUGCAUGGACUACUUGAAGCAGCGCGUGAGGACGGAGGCGGCGAGGUGCGGGUGGCCCAGAGUGCCAUUUUGGAGCCAAAGAAAUCACCCAAAGCUGCGACCCGCCCGACCCGCCGCUGUCGCAACGCCAUGGCCACCGCUGUAGCAGCCCCGGAAAUGGAAGACCUAAGGGCGCCACAGAUGAUGUGCUAUCAGUGCGAGCAGACCAAUGCUGGCAGGGGCUGCACAACUACAGGAGUGUGCAAGAAGAGUCCCGAUACCGCCGGCUUGCAGGAUCUACAGAUGCAAUUCUCCUUCCGUCUCUGUCAACUUGCCGCCAUCGAUUCGGGACCCUAUGAGGAGCAGUGUCGGCACUUGGUCUUGGAGUCUCUCUUCUCAACCCUGACGAACGUGAACUUCGAUAACUUGCGCUUCGUGCAUUACAUCUACCAAUGCGAUGAGUUGAUCCGGAAGAUGGAGGAGAGAUCCAUGGGGAUGGCAAUUUGA